Molecule: messenger RNA, 17051 nt
Organism: Panthera uncia (snow leopard)
Lineage: Eukaryota; Metazoa; Chordata; Mammalia; Carnivora; Felidae
Gene: STK40
Product: serine/threonine kinase 40
Exons: 12
Coding region: 13611-14930 (439 amino acids)
Biological process (GO): protein phosphorylation
Molecular function (GO): protein kinase activity; ATP binding
Source: RefSeq, a predicted model, not a curated record
UCCAAUCCCAGCCCUGCUGGUCGCUAGAGGUUACUUAUUCUCUCCGUGGCCAGCCUUCUCAUCUAUAAAGUGGGGACAGUAAGGCCCCUCCCUAGGAGGGCAGUUGUGAGGAUUAAGUAAGACGUUGCAGGUUGAACACUUAGCACACACUGAGAAAUACUUGGUAAGUGUUAUUACAGACUGCAGGAAAGAACUUCCAAGAAUUAGUGGGAGCAAUUAGUCGCAACUGGAACUGCGUCCCUUGGAGCUGUCAGGAGCUGUCAGAAGUGUCCUGAGGGACCACAAGAUCACAGAAUUUCAUUGUAUUCUUUCUGAAAAGGAAAUCUGUGGGGAGUUUACCCAGUCUUUGUGGGAGCCAUGCGGAUGAUUCAGCUCAGCUCUUUAAGAGAACCAUUUUGGGGGGCACCUGGGUGGUUCAGUCUGUUAGGCAUCUGACCUCGGCUCAGGUCAUGAUCUCAUGGUCCAUGGGUUCAAGCCCCACAUUGGGUUCUGUCCUGACUGCUCAGAGCCUGGAGCCUGCUUAAGAUUCUGUGUCUCCCUCUCUCUCUCUCUCUCUCUGCCCCUCCCCUGCUCAUGCUCUGUCUCUCAAAAAUAAAUAAAUGUCAAAAAAAAAUUUUUAAGAACCAUUGUUCUUAAAAAUAGAAGAGUACUUGAGAAAAAAUUGUAUUUUAAAGUAUUCAUGACAGAAAAGAUGUUUAGAGGUUCUUCUGUGUGUCCCUAUUAGAUACCCUUGUCUGGUAUCUGAAUUAGUAUCACCAAGAAGCAUCACACACAUUGAUGUAUGUAGUGGCUCAAAAUCCAGGGCUCCAUAUGUGGCUGGGGUGUGCUGGGUGCCAGGGGCAGAAGGAGAAUAGAGAGGUAGCCCCUGCCCUGGAGGAGCUUGUGGUCUAGCAGGGGCCUAAGCAAUGAACACUCGCAUAGUUUGGCAAGUCUUUCCCAGAAGUCUUGUAGCAUGUAAUGGGAACCAGGAGGAAGGAGCAGUUCCACUGGGGGAUGUGGAGGAGACUGGGGAGAGCUUUGGAAAGGCCUCAGCGUUUAGCUCCCAAAUGGCGAGUAGAGUUUUCCGAGGGCUCACAAGGCACCCCAAGCGGGGGAAGAGCGUGGCACAGGCCUGGAUGCGUGCUGGUGUAUGUGCAUCUUUAGCAACCACAAGAGGUUCUAGCACAGGGUGUGAAGGGACCUGGCUGUAGGAUGUGCUGGAGAGGUAGGUACCAGGCUAAGAUGCUUGAACUUCUCAAGAUCUUGUGAUGGAACGCUUUGUUUUAUGUGGAGGGAACACCAUUAGGCCUGCAUCUUCCCAAGAGCCCUCUAGCUGCGGGUGGAGGGUAGACUGGGAAGAGAGUGGGUCAGGAGUCCAGGAGGAGGCUGUUGUAAUGAUCACAGCAAGCCCUUGUGUGGGCCUGGAUCAGGGCAGAGGCAUUUGGGAUGGCGAGGAAGGGCAGAGAUCAGAGCUGUUUGAGGAGAAGUCAGUAGGCCUCUAGGAAUAUUUGGAAGGGAUGGUUGAGGGAGGAGCAGUGGUGGCAGGUGACCCACAAGUUCCUGGUUUGGGUGACAUAGUGAAUGGUAGUGCAGAGGCUUGGGAGAAGACAGUGGCCAGUGAAAUCUGCCCGCUCCCUUCAAUAAGAUCCGAGUGCAUCUCACGGGACAGCAUCAGUUGUAAAGUCUGUGGCACCCUGUCCAGCUUGGGGCCAGGCUUCCCUCUGGUUACGCCUGAGUCAGCACCUGGGAGAAGGGCAGCUCCCCUCCCUUCACCCAGAUUUGCCCAGGGAGGUGACCUUGUGCAGUAUUUCAGAAACUCAACUGGCUGAGUCUGCAAAACUUGUGUAAUUUCUCCAGCCUUCAGGUGGCCCUACAGAGCAGCUCUUUACUCUGCGCCAUCCACACUGCUUCAGCUGAUGCGGUCCUGGUCAGCAGCGUACCUCUAGGUUGUACAUGGCUUUCCCAUUGUUUCCUGGAGAUCUUAUCUGGAAAGAGAUCUUGAGAUUGGAUUUACUCCCUAGGCUGGGUUAGCAGACUCUGUCCCUCUUCUCAAGAAGGAGAGGUGUCUGCCCGAGGCCACCUAGGACUCAGAGCCACCAGAGAGAUGAGAGGAAGUUGCCCUGGUGCCCUUGUCUCCGAGCUCUAUGGGAGUGCAGAGCUAGACCAGAAUCGAUUGUGCUGUGCAGAGAGUGUGCUGGGGGACAACAAUUCAGACAGGCCCUUCGGAACGGGGGAGAUUUUCACAAGAUUUGUCCUUGGGUUUGUGGGGUAAAGAAGGUAGAAGAGAAAGUGGCCUGAAACGAGAGCAUUUCUUCCUCUCCCACCUGCUCAGGUGACACUGUGGCCUUGCAGCAGGUGGCCCAGGGCCCACAGCAGCCCUGCAUAUCCUCUCAGGAUCUGUAAGAUCCAUGAGAGAAAAGGACGGUAUUGUUUGUUUUGAUUUAUACUGUCUUAGAGAUGGUCGCAUUCUGGCACAUGGAUGCUUGGGUUGUUUUUCAUUAUGGAUGUGUGCAAUGUAUUCAGCAAGCUCUCUACUAAUAAAUUUAGGUUAUUCUCUGUCUUCUGCUCUCCAAACAGAGCUGUAGCAACCGCCUGCAUAUAUAUGAUUUGGCCCACCUUAGGGAUGUGCAGGAUUCUAGAAGAGAGGUUGCUGCUUCAGAGUACCUUUUAUUAUUAUUAUUAUUAUUUCUUGAAGAAUUUCUAGGCCUCCUUUUAAUAAACUUGAGUGGCCUGAUUUUGCUCCAGUGAGCAAAGGUAGUCUUUUGGGUUGAGGUACCCCAUCCUGUGGGGACACUGAGGAGUCCUUGCCCUGAACAGGCUGCAGCUCUGUGGUGGUCAUCCUCUUCUGAUUGACGGCAGUCUACCUCAGGAGUGAGUUCAGGCUCCCCAGAGCUUUCACCGUCCAGUAGUAUACAGGCUUGAUGAUUUCCAAGCAAGUCUAGUUUUUGCAAAGCCCCAGAGAAAACUGAGAAGGGCUCUUGUCAUUCAGAGUGAAGCUGUGCUCUCUAAAUAUGUUUAUAGACUGCCGCCUACUUGGCAAAAGAGACAGAAGAUGUUUAGCCUUUAAAGAGUCUGUGACCCAAGGAUCCAGGAAGAAGAAACAGUAGCCUGGACAUUGUGGUGGGAAUUGGCAAGAGCAGGACUGAUGUGCCUGUCAUUUGUCUUUGGGUUUGGGGCAGAGCUGGUUUGGGGUGUGAUAAGGAGACAGACAGCAGGUGCUUGUAGAGAGAAGCUCAGUUCCUUGGAAGACCUUAGCACUGGCUAGCCCAGAAUUCUGUGGGGCAUUUGGAACCCCAUUUCUGGCAUCUGCCAGCCCUAGAAAGCAAGAGUCCUACAUUUUGCAGCGGGCGUGGAGCUCCUGGUGUUACUGUGUUUGGCAUGAAUUCCACAGGGUGCUUUCUCCUCUGACUGCUCUCCCAACGUGGUCCCUCCUGAAGGAACCGGAAGGAAACCAGCCAAAAAAAGGCAGAUUGCCACCACCUUCCAGGUCCUUUGCUAAGUACUCAGCAGUACAGAUUGAAUGUUUCUCAGACUCUAAGGAAGGAGGGACUGUCUCUUACGGAGGAGAACCCCUAGGCUCAGAGAUGUUAAGUAACCUGUCCACCGCUUCAUAGGCAGUAGGAGCAGAGCCAGAUUUCCAGCCUACACUGUGUGAUUCUAGAGCCCGUGCCAUGCCAUUCACCCUGGCCCCACUCUGGCCCCAGGGAGUCCAACCCACGUGGAAUCUUGGACUCAUAGAGUUUUAGAGCUGGAAGGGUCUUUGGCAAAGCUGAAGCGGUCCUUUCUUUGCCAGAAGAAUGGAAACUACCACUUUCUGGAGGCAGGUCCCUCCCCCUCCUGCCCUGUGGCUAGUGAGUAAGGAGACUAUCAACCGUAUCACUUAGCAGUUAAGGGCCUAGGCUCAGAUCAUACCUGGCUUCAAAGCCCACUUCUGCCACUUGCUCGUUGAGUGACCUUGAACCAGUCACUGACUGUCUCCAGCUUCAUUUCCUCCCCUGUAAAAUGGACAUAAUACUGCCUGCUCCUCAGGUAGUAAUGGGGAUUAGACAUGAGGUGUUAUUGUCUGUAGCAGGUUCAGACUAAUUUCCAGUCCGCAGUCAGGACCCAGGGGCGGCUCUGAUGAGGCCCAGCUAAGCUCUUUGCUGGCGGGUCUGUGAGUGUUCUGAAAGAGGCAUCGUGAGCCAGCUUCCAGGUCUCUAGUUCGAAUGCUUUGGUGGUCCUCCCAGCCCCUCUGGAUGCCAGCUGGCGAGCAGGAAAUUCCUUCUAGGCAUGUUUGCAAGUUACCUGAGAGAGCUUAAGUGUGCCCAGAGUGGUGGUUUUGUCCCUCCCGCCGACUCUCCUGCUGCAGCCUUGCAAUGGCACACGGGCUGGUACAUUCAGGGCAGUUCUGCAUGUGUCCUGUGCCGUACCCCCUCAAGUGUGCCCUCUCUGAGGCCCAGCCUCCCUUGGGCCUGUUACUACUCUUAACAAUUCUAAUGGGUUAAACAUUUUUUGAGAUUUAAAAGAAAGUAUUGUUAUAGUAGCGUAUGAUAAAAUAGUUAAGCAGUAUGGAAGACUAUAACAUAAACUCUCCCUCCUCUCCCUGGGCCCCUCAUCCUGCCGGGAAGUAUCCACUGUUAAGUUUCUCCUAGAAAUUUCCUGUGCAUAUUAAAAGCUUGUGUAUGAUCUUUUUGUCUUUACCCAAAUGGGAUCGUAUUAUACACAUAGUACUGGUUUGUUUGUUUGUUUUUUAAUGUAAUAUAUUGUAAACAUCUUUACCAGCAGGUGCAGACCUAGUCUCAUAGGCUGCAUUGUAUUCCAUUGGAUGGAACAUGAUGUAGUGAACCAGUCCUUUCUUGGUGGACUUUUAGAGUGCUUCCUGUCUGGAUGUGUGUGAGUGUCUACGUGUGUUUUGAUUUUUGUGGUUUUAUCUUUUGUGGUUUUUUGCUGCGACACAUGGUUCUGUAGGAACCCUCGUUGAGCACAUUUAUCUUUGUGGACUUGUGUGGAUAUUUUUGUAGGAUAAAUCCCUUGAACUGGAAAGGCUGAGUCCGAGCCAUGUAUUUUCUUCUGUUGUGUUGGCUGUGGUUUAGCACAUGUUUUCUGCGCACCUGCUGAGCCUAUGCAGGGCAUUCUGAAGUGGACAAGGCCCAGGCCUCGCUCCUAGGAGCUCACCCUCUCCAGAGACGCACGCAAACAGACGUAUGAUGAGCAUGCUCUUGCCAUUGUGUGCGCUGUCUGUCAGUGGUGGCUCGUGGAUCUCAGGAUUGGCCCUGGCUGGCCUCCUGGUGGCUCAGAAUAGGUGAGAUCCUCAUGUAGGCCUCCCCUCUAAAUGGCUCCCCGAGGGGCACUCUGCUGGCCCAGCCUGCCAUCAGCCUCUGCGACCCUGCCCCUCCCAGCCAGCAGCAUUUCUGAACUGUAUUGUUCAUGGUCAAAGUUGUGAAAUUUAAUUGAAUUUAAAUUUUUUUAAGUUUAUUUCUUUAUUUUGAGAAACAGUGUGAGUAGGGGUGGGGCAGAGAGAGAGGAAUCCCAAGCAGACUCCUCACUAACAGUGCCCCAACGCCGGGCUCGAACUCACAAACCGUGAGAUCAUGACCUGAGCCAAAAUCCAGAGUCGGACGCUUAACUGAGCCACCCGGAUUGCCCCUGAAUUUAAUUGCUGAUAGAGGCAGUUACGGAGAAGCAGUUUGCUGACCUCAGUCCAAAUUGCCUUUCUUACAGCAUGAUGGUAGUGAUUUUUGCUGUUAAAAACAGUAUAAAGAGAGAGAAUCACGUGUACCUGGGCCUGGCCCGGGCUUUCCCGUCUGUCGCUCUGGAAAUCUGGGGUGGAAGGAAGGAAACUUAACAUUUGUCUAGUGCCUCCCACACGCUGGCUCCCGGCAGUCCUCAGGGAACCCUGUGCGGGGGCAGCGCCAUCCCCCUCCUGUAGGUGAGGGGACCGUGGAGCACAGAAGCCCAUAUUCAGGUUGCACAGUGGACACAGAGGGUGGUUCUUAGACUCAGCCAGCCUUCCUGCAGUCACUUGCUGUUUUCUCCCCGCGUGAUUGGGGCCACUGUGGGUGGCAAGAACCUGAACUCCAUGUGGGACCCCGUGGCAGGCGUUGUUCCCCGGCUGAGUCACUGCACAAGGCAGGAACUGAUGGUUUGAGCUGAGGAUGGGUCCCCUCAGGAGCAAGGCAGGCUGGCAUGAAAGGGGAGAGCUGUCAGGGACUUGGUCUGCCAUCACUGCGCAAGGCAGAAGGCCCCCCACAGAGCCAAGGGGCCACCAGGAAUGCCUCCCGAGCCAGCGUGCUUGGCUGCUUCCCCAGGCUCCUUCUCUGGAUGGGAGAUACCAGAGCAGCACGGCCUGAGAAAGAGCUAUUAAGUCUGUCCCUUCCUCCUCUGACACCCACACACAGUGACGGAUUAUUUGUUGUCACAUCAGCUGCUUCCGGAGGCCCUUGGGAGGGGUGUGCUGGUGGCAGAACUGGCAUUGCUGCCCUGGAUUCUGCUCUGGUGGCGCUCAGAGUGACCACUGGUGAAGCCCUUUGCCCCAUCUGCAGAGACUGGUCUCUCUUCCAUUUAUUUGUCUUUGCCCCAGAGGGGCCCACGGGUCCACCUGUGUGUGCACAGCCCUGGAGCCUUUCCUCCCGGAAUCACUCUGGAACACAUCCUCCUGGCCAGAGGCCUUUCGCCUCCAGUCUUCCCCACCCAGCCGUCAUGGAGGCCACAGAGAAGCCCAGUGGGGACUUCCUCAGGGCAGCGGGGUGAAGAGGGACAUCACUGAUUACGUAAUCUCCUUGUAUGUGAAUCUGGCUUCCUAAAGGAGACCAGAGCUGGACCUCCGAGCUGCAGACACUGGGCUCUCUGUGAGCAGUGGGGUCUUUGGGCCCCCGCUGGCCCCCAGGACCGCUGCGCUGGUCACACUGUAGUCCUGCUGGGGAAAGGCGGCGACAGAGGAUGGGUCUGGUGCGGAUGUGCUGAGGGGGAGCAGGCUGGGCACAGGGCCCUCUUUCUGACCGCCCCUCCCACUUCCCACUGGGCUGAGUCACUUCCUCCCUGGCUGCUGCAGGUAGGUACUCUCCCACACUCCUGCGCCUGCGAGCACACCAGCAGACCAGCAGACCGGGCUUCAGGGGGCGGGGUUCACCCCGGGCAGUGAGAGCAAGCUCUGGUUAGAAGCCGCCAGCUCACUCGGUACCCCCGAGGCAGGAAAGCAACGGCGUUUAGGGAAUGGUGUGAUGUUGUGUAUCCUUGACAAAUUGGAGCUGUACAUAUCCUGCAUUUUCAAAAUGAGCAAAAUCAUCACACUGUUUUGGAACAGCGAAGAUGACAGCGCAUGCAUGAAUCUUUGUCAUCAGGGAGUCCUGGCUGAAGCCAAGGGAUUACUAAUCCUCCUCCCCAUCCCCCAGCUCCAUCCUGAGCUCUGAAGCAAAUGGCUUCCAGUGGGUUCCUGGAGAGGUUCCUUAUAGCCUUCAGACUCCCAGGGAGAGGGUUCAUGCCUACUUCGGGGUGGCUGCCAUUAAAACUCAAAGGAAAAGCUGACCACAAAGCCCCCGUUCACUCUAGCUAGCAGGAGUAGAAGAGAACAGGUCUCAGGCAGCCUCCUCUGGGCCCGGUAAGCUGGCCAGGGCCUCUAGGCUUUGGCUGGUCAGCAGUAGAAGGGGGAAAUCUUUACUUCAUCAAGUUGUGAGAAGGAAAGAAAAUCUAGGAAGACACUAGAAUGGUUCCUGGCAGGCAGUAGGUACCCAUUAAGUGAUAGUUCAAAAAGGAUUGCACCCAGAGAGGCUUGUCGCCAGGGAGGUUACCUCCACUUAGAGCAGGGACCCCUCACCUUCCCCAGCAAAGACCUCAUGACACAGCCAGCCACAGCAUCGCAUCUGGCCCUUUAGUGUUUCCUCUUUUACAGAUGAGGAAACUGAGGCCCAGAGAGGGUAGAUGACUCUCACAGAAGGCAGGUGACUAGUUCAGGGAAACAAAGCAAGUAAGUGAUGGAAGCUGGAAUUUGAACCCAGAUCUAUCUGACCUCAAAAUCCAUCUUGCCCUCCCACCUGGCAUUUGGGUCCCUGGUCUAUGCUUCGAAACACUUAGUUCCAUGGGCUGUGAAUUCCUCUGGUUUCCUGAGUUGAUUUUGUGGAUGGAAAGUGGGUCUGUCAGGAAGUUGGGAGCCCUGGUAGCAGCACCUGCAUGUGAGUAUUGGGGUGCAGUGGGGGUGGCUUCCAGAAUGCUUGGGUCACAGAGGGCUGGGGGACACCGCCUGGUUGGCUGUUGGGAGGAUAUCUCAGUAACCCCACCUCGACUUGGCCCCUCUCUCCAGAGAGACCUGUUCGGGGGCCAGAAACACCUCCUUAUCCAGGGACAAGCACGGCCCCUCUCUCCCUGCUCACCUGCAGCUUUCUGGCUGGCAGCUCCCUGAUUCCAGGAGAAUGACUGCUUAUGAGGAAAUCCAGAGGGUACCCCCCUCUCUCUGGUUGGCGCUCCUAGGACCAUAGCCAUCAUCAGGUAGGGAAGGAGCAGUCAAGGAAGCAGUGUGGUCAAGUACAAGCAAUAUGGGAUUCAGAGUUGGGAAACCCGUGUUCACAUUCCAUCUCUUUCAACAACCAGCCGGGUAACUUCAGGCAGGUCUCAGUAUCUCUGAGUCUCAAUUUCUUUUUCUAGAAAAAGUUGUGUUUGAGGAGAGGUGGGAGGGAUCAGUUACAGUCAUGUACGGGAAAGCGCUUUGUAAGCUAUAGAGCUCUGUGCAAAAGUUAGUUGCCCUGAGAGUUCAUGUGAGGGUGUGGGCCUCCCAUGUGGGCUCCGAGUCCGAAAUUCACCAUCCAGGAAUGAGCCUGGAGAAUUUUCGAGGGAAUUGGCAGACCUCUAGUGUGGGGGUGUCUGGUCUAUAAAGCAGAUCUACAGGUCUUAGUUGGGUCAUGUGUUCAGAUUUCACACUGCUCACCCCAAGCCUUGGUAUUUCUUUCCAGGUAUAGUCACAUAAAAUGCAGAGUUGAGCCAGAACUGCCCUUUUCUGGGGAUAGCAAGAGUGCUAGGAAUUUUUCUGACCAGCAGAAGGACCUUCACACCAUGAGCCUAGAGUAGAGGGACCCAGAGGACCUGUCACUGGUGUGUAGGGGCAGGCCGAACUAUCAUUCACAUGCCCCGCAUCUUGCUGCAGGAAAGCAGGUCUUUUCACUGGAUUCAGCCAAAAGGGGGCUAGUCUGUCCCUUUGCCAGUGAGGGGUCGGGCGCAAGCCUCAGGCACGUGCUGUGAAUAAGUCACUCCUCUGUGGGGUCCGCUUUCCGGCAGCAAACACUGUCUAAGCACAACCCCCGAUGAUUAGCCCGCCCAGAACCCUCCCUGCCCCAGGCAUCCAGGCAUUUCUGACAUGGGGCUCUGCCUGGACAAAUGGUUCCCAGCAUCUUGCAGCCCACUUACGUGCAGCUGUGACCCCUUGUCUCCCUGACCCUGGAUUCUGUCUCCUGCCAUGAGCUGGUGGACCAUCCAUCCGUACACCUGGCGACCAGUUGGGUCAUCCCUGUCCCCUGCCCCAAUAUGGUCCUUAAUGUACUCUGGGCACGUAACAAACAGUUCCGCAGUCCAUUUUCUCAUUCAGCAGUGUGCCAGGCCCCGGGCAGCGUGCAGGGAAGCAGCGGUAAAUUGGACUUGCUCCCUCAGGGGUGGUGGAAGUCAGAUACACCAUGGUUCCAGGACAGUGGGAGGGGACAGAGGUCUGCUCAGUGCUCUGGGAGCUGCAGGAGGAAAGGACUCAGAGUGAGGACGGAGGGAGAAGGAUGAGCCAACCAGGGAGAAGAGGGCAGGGUGAGGGUGUUCAUGGCACACUCAGGGAAUUGUGAGUCAUUUGGUGUGGGUGGAUCUUGGGGACCUACUAACGCAGUGCAGCCGGAGAGCUCGCCUGGGUCUGAGGAGUUAGGGUUUUUUCCUGAGACCAGAAGGGCAUUGGAAGACCCCCGCCACGAAGACAGAAACCCUGCAGGCCCAGGUCCCGGAGCAGAGGAGAACGUGCAAGGUGCUAGAAUCUGUUAGUCUGAGCCCCAUUUACACAGGUAGCUGAAGUGGGGACUUCUCCCAGAGUCCUUCCUGCAUCCUCCCUGAUCAGCCGCAAGAGAGGUUCCCCCUGCUUGGUGCACCUGAUGCAGUAACCCUUUGAUGAAAGUGUGCUGCAGAAAGACGCCACCAGGUGGCAGACCUAGAGAUUGCACAAAAGCCUCCUUUUCCCCUGUAGCACAGCGUUUGCAGGGGUGGAAGAGGGUCGUUCAAGACUGAACUCCUGUUCAUGCCAGCCUGGCUCUGCCCAACAAGGGUGAGAUCCCGCAUCCUGCCACUGUGGGCACAAGGAGUCCCUUUGUGAAUCUGGACAACAGAUUCCUCCAGGGCCUUAGGAACUAUUCCGUCCAGUGGCUUGCACUUUCUCCGGUCUCUGACCUCAGAGUAAAUUGCAGGCAUUGUGACCCUUCGCCCCCAAACCCUUCAGCAUCUGUCACCUCAGAGCAAGGGCAUUCUUCCGUGUAACCACAGAGCAAUUUUCAAAUUCAGGGAAAUUGACAUCGAUACAGUCCAUAUUUAGAUUUUGUCAGUUACCUAGUCAUAUCCUUUAGACCACCCCCCUGCCCAGGAUCACACACUGCAUUUACUUGUCUCUAGUCUCCAUUAAUCCAGACUGGUCCCUCAUUCUUCCUUUAACUAUCAGUCAUUGAUGUUUUUAAAGCACACAGGCAUGUUCUGUUGAAUGUCCCUCAAUUUGGGUUUGUCUCAUGAUCACAUUCCAGUUACACAUUUGGGGCAAAAUGAUAAUAAUGUAAGUUGUGAUUUUAUCAGGAGUUAUACGAUGUCAGUUCUGGUGUUGGUGAUAUUACCUUUGGCCAUUUGGUUAAGGUUGCAGCUUGCUUUUUUUUUUUUUUUUUAAUUGAGGUAUAUUUACACACAGUGAGUCUCACAGAUCUUUUAAUUAUAGAAUUCAGUCAUUCUGACAAAUGCACGUCUUGGACUAGAGGCACUAGGUCUCAAUUCCAGACUCCUCCCCACCCCUCCACUGGAUCAUGACAGAGGAUCCAUGUGGGGCGGCCUUAUCAUCCUGGACAGUCUCUUACUGUGCCCCGAGUUGAUAAUUGCCAGCUGGUGUUCCAGCCUCUGCUUCCCCCUAGGCCCGUGAACAGAACAAGACAAGAGCAUGAGGUGCUGUCUGCCUCUGCCCUCCUAUUGCUGGGCACCCCGCCCCUCCUCAGCAGCUCGGCUAGCCCCCUGGGCCUCCUCCGCUCCCCGCGCUGAGCUGAGUGUGUCAUUCGGGCUGGACAUCAGACUCCCCUGGCCUUCAGUGCUAGGCCAACAGCCCAAUGGCAGGUUCAAGGUCUUUUAAGCCUUCACUCUGGGUACCCUCUUCUGCCUUCUUCCCCCACCACACACACCCAUUCAGUGCCCAUUUAGUAACAAUCCCUUUCGGUUUGGGCAGGAGAGAUACAAAGCUACUGUGUUGAAGCUAAUAAUAGCACAGGUUACCAAAUGCUUACAGUAUGCCGGUAGGUACUUUUACGUGGCUUAUCUUACUUAAUCCUUAGACCAACUUCCUAAGGUAGGUGUUGUGCUCUGUAUUUUGUAGAUGCUGAAUACGUAACUUGUCCAAGGUCUUAUCACUAUCAAGUGAUGGUGCUGGGGUUUACACCGGAUUGGACUUACUCCUAAACGCUUGCGCCGAGUCUGAGGUCCCCAGCCAGUGUGGGUUAUGGGGAUCAAGAUGGUGUUCCCUUCAGCCGAAGGGUGACCGGGCCAGGCAUAGGACAGCUGGGGUCCCCUGUUCUUUCACCCCCAAGUGUCAUACAAAUGGUUCUGUGUCGUGCUGUGAAAAAAGACUAACACACGUUGCUCUAACCAUGUUAUUGUGCCGCCUUAGUGUCCCGUCAACCGAGACUCUUUUCCCUCCCUCCAGGGCUGAUGUGGGUCUAGGCACACAGACCCUUGACACAUGUGUAGCAAACAGGAUUGAGGCCAGGGAUGGGUGGGAGCCCUGCCCUCACUUUUAAGUGCCAGGUGGGCUGACCAGAGGUGCGGGUCCCUGCCUUCAGUAGACACAGCCAGAGGUAAAGUCCAGAAGACAGAAGUCUGCCCAACUCAGGGAAUUUUUUGAUUUGUUUGUUUGGUUCGUUUUGUUUUGACAAUGCCAGGAAACGUGGGAAUGGGCGUAGGGGCUGCUGACAGGGACAGCUUGAAUCUCGACACCAUCGGCUCAGCCUGACCCUAGAGUGUAGACACAGUCCUUUGGCUCCUAGCAGGCAUUGGAAGCUGCUAACAAACUGUGGCUACCAGCUGCCAUUGUUGUCAUACACACACACACACACACACACACACACACACGCACAGCAAGCAGUGCACCGGGCCCGGGUCUGUUGCCUGCUCCUUGCGGGGACUGCCCUUGCACUCUGCCUUGACUGGUUUGGCGUGCAGGGUUACCCAUCUCUCCAGGAACCCAGAAGUUGCAGCAGGAAGCCCAGGACAAGGUGGAGUGCAGAACUUUCUGCACAGUGGGCAGGCUCCAUCACUGCCUCUCAUGCUUGCAGGGGGGAUGGGAUGCUCCCCCUGGCUCUGUGCACGUGUGAAUGUCCGCUGCAUGGGGCGUCUGCAUACCUGAGUGGAGGGGGUGAUUCUGGGUGUGAGUGAUGGGCCCCUCCUUGGUUCGGCCAGGCUUCAACUGCUUCCUGGUAGGUGGAACUGAGGAAAGACCGAGCUGGGGAGGCCUCAGCACCAUCUCUCUUUGCAACCCACCUCCUUUUGGGGUUGAUAGUAGGUAUAUCCACCAUGUUGAACCAUGCCCUGCCAUACAGUGCCCUGCCUGGCCCUACCCCGCCCAGCUGUCCUGUGUACUGUCACACUGGAUUUGGCACCACGGGCCUUAGAAUCUUAUGUGUUGCUAGUGGCCCGGCCAUUGUUGCCUUCUGGGAGAGCUGGGCUGACAUCACCCAACAGCUUUAGAGUGAAAUGACCUUAGCCCCAAAUAGACAGGAUAGGGCAGGCAUCCCCCUCCUUUGGGCAUGCCAUGGUGGCUGUCACAGAGCUUUGGCCCUCCAAUGCUGGCCCAAGCAAGUGAACCCCCAGCUCUUAGGAUUGAGGCCCACAGCUUGCAGAUGGGGGGUACCAAUCUGGUUCUCUUUCAGUGCCUGCCUCCUAGCCUCCUCCCUUCACCCCCAUUGUUGCCUCACUGAGCCUCCUGGUGAGUGCAGGUUCUAAGGGAACCGGUGCUAACUUGGGAGGGUAGUGCAUGGAAUAGUUGACAGAUCAAAAGCUCGGGAGACUUCUAAGCCAGGACUGCUGAGUUACCAGGGAGCUGAGCAGUAGGCCCAGGAAAUACCAAGCAAAUGGCUGCCCCUUAGCCAGACUGGGCCAGGGUCCUUCACCCCAGCCUGAGGACUAAUGUCUCUGGAGGGGCCUGGCCCCAAGUCCUUCUAGACCAGGGUAGCCAGACCUUUCACUUCACAGAUCUCACUGUGAAACCAGGAUCCCUCAAAGCAGCCUUCCCCACGGGAGCGUUUGUGGACCAUUUGCAGAUGGGAGAAAAGGAAGCUUAUAAAACAGUAUCACAGUGUGGUCCAAAUUCCUGUAAUAACGAAAACUAGAAGUGUGCGCACGUAAACAUACAGGAUGGUUUGCCUGAAUGUUAACGGUGAUUACAUCUGGGUGCUGAGAUUAUGGAGCUGAGAAUGAAGCGGAGAGCAUCGGACAGAGGAGCUGGGGAAACGUCGGCCAGGGCCAAGGCUCUAGGAGGUGGCAUUUCCGGAAAUAAUGCAAAGAGAGCUGGACCAUUCAUCUUGGGUCCCCGUCUGGGCAACUCCCCGGUGCCAAGCAUCGUGCAGUGUUUGGCGAGGAAGGAUGGCACAGAUGACUUUUAUCAGCUGAAGAUCCUUACCCUUGAGGAGAGGGGGGACCAAGGAAUAGAAAGCCAAGAGGAGAGGCAAGGCAAGAUGCUGUUACACACCGAGUACUCUCUGCUUUCCCUCCUCCACACGCAGGAUGGCGUGGUUCACCACCACGGGCUCUUCCAGGACCGCACCUGUGAAAUCGUUGAGGACACAGAAUCCAGCCGGAUGGUUAAGAAGAUGAAGAAGCGCAUCUGCCUCGUCCUCGACUGCCUCUGUGCACAUGACCUCAGCGACAAGACCGCCGACCUGAUCAACCUGCAGCACUACGUCAUCAAGGAGAAGAGGCUCAGCGAGCGGGAGACUGUGGUCAUCUUCUACGACGUGGUGCGCGUAGUGGAGGCCCUGCACCAGAAAAACAUUGUGCACAGAGACCUGAAGCUUGGGAACAUGGUGCUCAAUAAAAGGACGCAUCGGAUAACCAUCACCAACUUCUGCCUCGGGAAGCAUCUUGUGAGCGAGGGAGACCUGCUGAAGGACCAGCGGGGGAGCCCCGCCUACAUCAGCCCAGAUGUGCUCAGCGGCCGGCCGUACCGGGGCAAGCCAAGCGACAUGUGGGCCCUGGGUGUGGUGCUCUUCACCAUGCUUUACGGCCAGUUCCCCUUCUACGACAGCAUCCCACAGGAGCUCUUCCGCAAGAUCAAGGCCGCCGAGUACACCAUCCCUGAGGACGGGCGGGUUUCUGAGAACACCGUGUGUCUCAUCCGGAAACUGCUGGUCCUUGACCCCCAGCAGCGCCUCGCCGCGGCCGAUGUCCUGGAGGCCCUCAGUGCCAUCAUCGCAUCGUGGCAGUCCUUGUCAUCUCUGAGCGGGCCUUUGCAAGUGGUUCCUGACAUCGACGACCAGAUGAGCAAUGCAGACAGCUCCCAGGAGGCGAAGGUGACCGAGGAGUGCUCCCAGUAUGAGUUUGAGAACUACAUGCGGCAGCAGCUGCUGCUGGCCGAGGAGAAGAGCUCCGUACACGAGGCCCGGAGCUGGGUGCCCAAGCGGCAGUUCGGCAGCGUGCCCCCCGUGCGGCGGCUGGGCCACGACGCGCAGCCCAUGAACCCCUUGGACGCGGCCAUCCUGGCGCAGCGCUACCUGCGCAAGUAGCCCCCUCGGGCAGGGCGCCAGCACCACCCGCCAACCUCUUCCCGGCCCCCCCAGCCCCCCCGCAGGCGGCCCGAACUCUCUCCCAGGCCGCGGCGGGGACGGGGCAGGGACAGCGCAGGUCACACAGGGGGUCAGCAGAGGUACCACGAAGCUACCUUGGGAAUGAUUGCUUGAUUGUUUGGUUUUUUAAUCUGAGAAGCCUAGAUAACUAAUCUGCUUUUAAUCAUGACGUUUUAAUCUACCUCUGGCUCUUUAACCAUGCUGUCUCUGGACUGAGUGAGAGGGAGGAGGAGGGAGCCCGCCCACCGCCCAGCGGCCAGGCCGGGGCGGCUGUCCCCCCACAGACAAAUAAGCUGAAGGCGCAGCUCGCUGCUGGCUCCCAAAACGAACGCCCACUCCCCACCGCCCUCCCCGGCCCCCCCACCCCCAGUCUGUUUCCAUCCCUCCCCUCUGACCCCAGGCCCCUCAGUCCAAGCUUUGGAAAACCUUCACCUCAUCUUAAGCAGAAUUCAGAUAUAUUUAUUUUUGUACUGAAACCAACUUCUCUCCCAUCUCUAGGUGGCUCCGCCCAUGGCCACUCUCUGCCCCCCACCCCCACCCCCGGCUGGACAGCAGGGAGUCCACCGCCCACAGAUGGGCCCCCUCCUCAUCCCCCAGGCUCAGAAGCCCCUUCUUGCCGGCUCCCCCACCUCCAGCCCACCGGUCCCUCCUGUUUCUGGUGAUGGGGAGGCCUUUCUAGACUUGGUUCUCUUUCUCCCAUCUCAGUAGCUUCUCUGAGGUGCUGUACACCCUCGCGUUAACCCUGGUUUCCUUCUGCACCCCUCACCGUGGUACCGAGGUGACGUUGACAGAUGUGAAAGGGGUGCCUGGUGGUCGGGCGGGGAGGGGCGUGCCGGGCUGGCCGUGGACAGACGGGCCCUGCCCGCACGCCCUCUUGCUCCCCACACCCCUCUGUGUUCGCGGAGCGGUGGGGACAUCUCCCCUCCUGUUCUUGCCCCAUAACGGAUGGGGUGUCUCUCCCAGCAGACCCUGGCCAGGCCCCUUCAUGUGGGCCGUGGGGCUUGUGGGGAGAGCUGCAGGGCCUGGGGGGUCUGCCUGGCUUGAGAACAGGCCUGUUGCCCUUUUUGAGCCGAGAUUUUGAAGUGGAUGCCCGUCUUGCCAGAACACUGUUCUCACCAGAAUGCCCUUCCCUCCCGCUCUCCCUCACUGGACUUGGCCUUGCCCAGGGCCAAGCAAAGACCCCUCCUCUGGCCUACCCCCUCCAGGCACCCCCGGAAAGGCUGAGUGUGCACUUCCAGGCAGCCCUGGGCCCCUCAGGUCCUUCCUGUCUGUUCUCGUUCCCCAAUGGGGAGGUGACCGCGGCCUGUGUGACCUUGUUUCCCAGAGUGUGAGCCGCCCCCCCCCCCCCCAAAAGCUGACUCACUGUGAGUGACUUGGGCAAGUUCCCAAACCUCCUUGUGCCUCAGUUUCCCCAUCUGGAAAAAAUGGGGCCACCUCUUGCCAGCAGUAGCAGGGCCGCCCAUGCCCCUUCCUCCCCAUGCCCCCAUCCCAGCACUUGGGCGCCUCAUGCCUCUGCCUCAGUGGGUCUGUGGGAGCCCGCCUGAGCCCAGCACUUACUCCCCCUGAGCACGAAGCCCUGCCUCUAUCGGCUGGCCAGCGGCUGAGAGCCAGGGCGUUGUGCUGCAGGGGCAGGGGAUGUCCUCUUUUCUAUAUUUAUUUCAAAAAGUCUCCCAAGGGAGCAGAAAUGCAGUCUGGCCUAGGGCUCCCAGCCCCUGGGACUGUCCUCCUGUGAGGGUCUCAGCCGGGCCCCUGCCCAGACCCUCCGGGCCUUCUGGCCACGUGCCGGCUCUCCCCUCCUUUUCAAAGCAAUACCCUCCGGGUCUGCAGGGCCUUAUCAGACCGGCUGGGCCUCUGGGUCAGCCCACGUGUCUGAUUGGGUUUGUGUCAAAGCAAACGGGAGGAGGCUGGGCCAGCCCUCACUGGGCGUCACACAAGGGGAGGUCCUGUCGUAAAGACACAAAACAAAACAGAAAAAGUCACAAAAAAGUUUGUAUAAAGACAUAUUUUUGUACUACACGGGGACUCUUCCUGCAUGUCAGCAAUAAAACUUCCUGACCUGGA